GGUUACGUGAGUGGGGGCGAAAGAUCUUGCCAAAAAUAGUAAUUUCUGUAAUUCAUCCUUUUUCCAUUUUCUCCACCUGAAUUAUGGCAGAGGAACUGAAGAAGCUAGUGGAAGUGGAAGCGCCGCCUCCUCCGCCUCCAGUUGAGCCCUCCAAACCUGUUGUCCAAGAGAAAGCUGUCGUUCCUCCUCCUGAUGACUCCAAAGCUCUGGCCGUAGUUGAAAAAGCUACGGAGUCUGAACCAAAGAAAAUUUCUGGGGGAUCACAUGACAGGGAUGUUGCUCUUGCUGAGGUUGAGAAGGAAAAGAGGUUGUCUUUUAUCAAGGCAUGGGAAGAAAGUGAAAAGACCAAAGCAGAGAAUAAGGCCCAGAAGAAACUCUCUGCUGUUGCGGCAUGGGAGAACAGCAAGAAAGCAGCUCUGGAAGCCAAACUAAGAAAAACUGAGGAACAAUUGGAGAAGAAGAAAGCAGAGUACGCAGAAAAAAUGAAAAACAAAAUUGCUUUAAUUCACAAGGAUGCAGAAGAAAAGAAGGCAAUGGUUGAAGCCAGGCGUGGAGAAGAAUUUCUGAAGGCAGAGGAGAUGGCUGCAAAAUACCGAGCCACUGGACAAACUCCGAAGAAGCUCCUUUGGUGCUUCUGAAUUCAUCAAGUUCCUGGCCUGAUAGGGGGUCAAAUGCAGUCUGAGCUGAGUGUUUCACUUUCAUCUGGCAUAGUUUUCCUGUUUAUAACUCCCACUUUUCAUCUGUACAUUUUUCUUGUUUGUUUUUGUCCUUGUCUUUGUUUAAACCAGACUGCAUUGUUGGCAGAUGUUUAUUGAAAACUUGAAUGAUUCUAUUCUUCGGUUGUGGAUGCUUCUCUACAGUGUUUGUGCUCUUGUUCUUGUAAAAUUGGUUUCCUCUUGUCAUUACACAUGCUAAACAAGGGAGAAUAAGAUUAUGCUUUUGAA
This is a messenger RNA of Rubroshorea leprosula, 944 nucleotides long. The record is from the annotation of a GenBank genome assembly. NCBI's taxonomy places the organism in Eukaryota, Viridiplantae, Streptophyta, Magnoliopsida, Malvales, Dipterocarpaceae.